AUGAAUGAGAAAAUUAAAACCGUAACAAAUGGCAUAGAAGAAGGAUUAUUAAAUGAUAAUGUUGGGGUGAAAAUUGGAUCAGCGACAGAUGUCAAAGAAACAUUAUUAAGGAAUGAUAAUAUAGGAAAGAAAACUGGAUCAUGGAAUGGUGAUCUGGGUGAUAAAAUUGAAAUCGUAACAAAUGUCUCAGAAGAAGCAUUAUUAAGGAAGAUUGAUAUAAAAAUCAUUCCUUUAUUUACACUCCUCUACACAAUUUGUUUCUUGGAUAGGUAUUUAAGGUUAACUUAUUUGCUUCAUAAUUUAAACUACUAUUAA
This is a messenger RNA of Racocetra fulgida, 315 nucleotides long. The record is from the annotation of a GenBank genome assembly. Lineage: Eukaryota; Fungi; Glomeromycota; Glomeromycetes; Diversisporales; Gigasporaceae.